GCUAUUCGAGGCUUCGGCUGUCAAUCACCAGGUCCUGGCCGGUGAUUACUUGCUGGCACCUGGUGAUCUCUGAGUAUUACCAAUGGGGGAGAGAACUGUAUGUAAACAAUACAGUUUUCUCCUCUGUCAGCUCCUGCACACUGCUUUGUAUGGCUCUGCAUAGCAGAGCCACUGGAAAGCACAGACACAGCACACAUGGUAAAACACACACAGCACACAGUUAACCCUUUGAUCGCCCCAGAUGUUAACCCCUUCCUGCCCAGUGCCAUUAGUACAGUGUCAGUGCUUUUUAUUAGCACUGAUCACUGUAUUGGUGUCACUGGGGAUGUCAAUGGCACCAAGUUAGUUCCCCCCAGUGUCAGAAUGCCCACCGCAGUCCCGCUAUAAGUUGCUGA
Staurois parvus is the source of this 395-nucleotide messenger RNA. NCBI's taxonomy places the organism in Eukaryota, Metazoa, Chordata, Amphibia, Anura, Ranidae. The record is from the annotation of a GenBank genome assembly.